This is a messenger RNA of Hypomesus transpacificus, 3674 nucleotides long. RefSeq lists its product as uncharacterized. The coding region runs from base 180 to 857 and encodes 225 amino acids. The record is from RefSeq and is a predicted model, not a curated record. The transcript is spliced from 2 exons. Lineage: Eukaryota; Metazoa; Chordata; Actinopteri; Osmeriformes; Osmeridae.
GUCCCACUGCUAGGCCGCACCUCGUCCAUCCCACUGUCUGGAAACGAUGGGAAAUCUUCGGAAGAAGCAAACUAUGUAACUUUUUUCCUUAGAGGCACGUGUAUGGAUAUAAUCAACACAGCCUCUCUUCCGAGGCACAAGGACAUCUUCCCUUUCUCUCCAAACCUGCUCUUUAGAACAUGCACUUCUUCCACCCAUACAGCUUCCCUGCACCAUACUCCUACAGCACCAUGAUUCCAACCUCCCUACCUCCACAUGCGCUGUCGUCAUACAACGGCAGCUGCCGUCUGCCACCCAUCCACCCCCAGUAUCCGCUGCUCUUCAACCCACCUCCGCAGCCCUUCUGCCUGGGUAGCAGGGACCGCAGGAAGGGUCCCCAAGACCCUGGUCAACAGUACCACCACCACUACUACAGCUCCUGGCCUUGGCACAUGUGGUCUAACAACCUUUUGAAUUACCAGCGUUUGUAUUCACACCCUCUGGCACCUCCGGCCCCAGUGGCCCCCACCCCUCCUAAGCCCUCCAGGUUCCAGACUCAAACCUGGCCAGAGGGCUUCACCCUGAGAGGAGAUCUCCGCUGGGGCAGGCUGGAGAGGGUGUACGGCCCUCGGAGGGAGCUUCCAGAGUUUGUGAGGGAGGAUCUGCGGAGGGUUUAUGGGACCUACCCUCGGACGGACCUGAGCAUCACCUACCAGGGUGGGGAGUACGUGGUGAGAGGGGACCCCCAUGUCGGGGAGCAGGAGUACCGGGUGGAGAGGAGGGUGGUCCAGCUGGCAGAAAGCCCAGAGGGGGACAGCGUGAGCGAAGUGGUGGAGGAGAGGAAGAAAAAAAGAGGAUGGAAGGGAAAGAGAUCAUGAAGGAGAAGGAGAACUUCCAGCCUGGAUGAUGAGGUGGGCCAGUGCCAUGCUCCGACAUGAGUUUGAAAAUGUUUUUGUUAAGGGUUUCAGUCAAAGAGACACAAGACAGCAGUGCCCUCAUUUGAUUGAUAGCUUCGAAUAUUUGUUAUAAAGAUGAUUUAAGUGAACAUGUUUAUUUGUGCUGAAUGAGAUGUUUGUGGACAUGCUUUUUGUAAAAAAAAAAACACGUUCCAUAUUUAUACUUAUUUAUACUACAAUAGUAAACAAACGCAAUGCAUGAAUCAAUCUUUAUUAAAUCAUUUCAGUAUCAGUGUCAAACUAAACCCCUCAUACCUCAAGGUAGGCUGUUGUAACAGCGAAUGUGGUCUGGAAGUCAUAGUCAUCAAUAACCUUUCUGAAGUGUAAAGUCACAUGGUUGUGUGCCUUCUAGUUUUGUGAAAUCUUGCUCUUUUGUGGUUUGGUGAUGUCAUCUGAAUUAUGUAUAAAAACAAUGAAUCAUCAACCCCCCCCCUCCCCCCAUAAGCGAUCAUCCAUUUUAUGCACAAAACAUUGAGGUAUACAACACCCUCAUGUUUGUGAAUCAUCCUACUGUUGUCUCCAUGACAGCAGGUUUCAUGGAAUGAUAGCAUUGAGCCAUGAUCCAGCUGAUAAGACAUACUGUCUGGGUGUGUGGGCUUGGUAUGUCAGAGGUGUAAUCUGCAACCUCAUAUUUACUGAAAACCAUCUGUGCACAACCACGCACUGUUUUCCUGGAAGUCACCCCACAUUCCAUCAUUUCUCAAUUGUCUAAUUCAAAAUUUGCAAGUAAAUAAAUGAGACAUGAAUGCCAUAAUAUCUUUGAUCAGUGUUGUUUAUUUAUAUGUACACUGAAUGUAAUUAGACUUUAAAUCAGAACCCUUAAAAUAUGUACUUUAGAGAUGUACUUUAAAAUGUCUAAUGAUGUGUUGGCCACCAAAAAAGCUACAACACUGUCACAGUUUACAGCAUCAAUGUGUUUGGUUCAAGAGAGCCAUUUCCUGUUGGGGAUUUGGUGUCCCAGCUGUCAGGCAGCACCAAACCAAAAGAACUGAGCCCAUAGAUGCCACAUGAAGAAGUCCCCAUCUAUGGAAUUCAGUUCUCAGGGCAGAGUACCUCUUGUUCAGAACCUCUUGUAGCACAUCUCUUACCAAAACAUCCUUGUGGAGGAAACUACCAAAUUUCAAAAUAGUCUCUCUCUUUGCAGAAUUGCAGAAGCAAUUCCCCACAGCAGAACUUUGAAAAUAUAUUUACAUUUACUGUCAGUUUGUUUCACACUUUGAUGACCUUCCCUAUAGCCUUCCUGGCAGUUGGAACAAGAGUCAAUGUCAGAUGAUGUCAGCUGAUCAGUGCCUCCCCCUUCUGCUUUCAGUCCAAUGGCCUCAUGAUGAUGAUGAGGCAGAUUAUAGCAUAACCUGGCAGGAAGUACUCUGUUCAUGUGUGGGGCCAUAGCUCUGUCUGUAAGGCGGCCUGAUCUCUAAACACAUAUACACUUUUACUGUACAAGCCUCUAGCCUGACACAGGUCCCAGUUAAUAUGCCUAUGAUGGUUCCCUGUUAAUGUACCUAUGAUGGUAUUGUCACACUCUCCCUAGUCUUUGACAGUCUCUAGUGUCCUCAAUUCUUUCUACCAAAAGUGAAAGAAAGAAAAACUGAAGCCUGAUGGCACUUUGUACCUAAAAAUCCAUAUUCUAAAGAUUCAUCUGAGGAUUCAAAGAUGAAUCAAGACCAGGGUCAGUAUCCUCAUUCCAAAGCCAGUGUUGGAGGAGGGCUUUCUGAUCUAGGUUAUAUAUGUCUACAAAAGCCUUAACAAUAUCUAUCUUACAGGAUGUAAGAGAAAGAUCCGCGCCAAGGGAAGGAUUCCUAAAAAUGUUUCACAAUGCUGCUGACAGUUGGCUGAAAGGAAAGUGAGUCGUCCUCCAUGUUGAAUUGAUACAAUUGCUGAGUCACAUUUCUAGAGAAAGAUAGAGCCAUUAAGUGACUCAUUCUUAGCUACAACUACAGCAGUCAGAGUAAAGAAAGGCACACUUGUGGUUGACUCCAUUAGCUGAAGUUGAAUUGAAUACUAUAAUCUAUACGUUAAUACCCUUCCUGUGUGUUCAAGGAUGUAGCUAGUGCACUUAUUAGCUUGUUAUCCAAUACUAAACAGACAGAACCCUUGCUCCAAAGUCCAUUUAGAGAUUAGGCAGUCGACAUUUGUUGAAAUCUCACCUCAUCAUGAGUAGUUCAUGAAGAACAUUAAAGUCAAUAGUCAUUGGUAUUUAUGCAGUGUGGGGACAUUCCUCUGAGGACACACACACACACACACAAACAGCAGCAAAGUAGGCUUGAGGAAGACUGCACCUGAAUACUGUAUGUUCAGGAAACUUUCUGUCUUCCUGUAAGUUGGGCGUUUGAUACAACCGGUUCCACAGCCUGUUAUUCUAUGGUUGUAGAAACUACACAAUCUGUCUAAUUACCAUGGUUAACCCCAUCAAGCAUUCUAGAGAUCAGACUUAAUUACUGGUGCCUAAUUGCAAACAGUAAAUAAGUUUUGUUCAUGAAGUAACUUACCAACCAAAUCUUCAGAUUGUCAGUCCCAGAGUAGAAACGAUUUCACACAUUACUGUCUUUAGUUGAAAAGUUGAAAAGAAAACUGAAAGCUUAAGAUAUGACCGUAACCCAAAAGCAAACCCCGUGAGCAACAGUGAUGUCCAGGCCUGGUUUGGGUAAGGCUGUCAGACUUACAGCAACUCAUGAUGAAUGAUGAUCCUUCCUGAUCCAAUAUGUCUGAGGUCCUGCUCCUUCUCCACUCUCUUGUCUC